UCAAGAAACUGUUGGAAGGAUGUCCCGCUAAAAACCAUGAGGUCUUUCAAGAUAAUCAUAAGUUAAUUGUAGCUGUUUUCUUAUGAAGACAAUCCAGUCUGAUGUUAAUCUAAACUGAUUCAAAUCUUUAUAAAUAAUUUGUCUGACCAUCAUUGGACUCUCAGUUCAUUCAAUAACAUCGACUCAUCUGUUUCAACGUGAUUCACCGCAAAUACAAAUCUUUGAUACUGUUCACCCCGAACAACUACCUUAGCUUUAUUUGUUUCCCUGCAUCUUCGUAUUACUGUGAUUUAAACAUUUAUAAUCAAAAUGAAUUACUUUACAUUUAUAAGUUUAACUAUUAUCCUGUGCUCUGUUAAUCAAUCAAGUGGACAAAACUGUGAUCAACAGGAAAACGGAAUCGACGGAACAGUUAAACAAGUGCUAUUAAUGAAUCAUGACAUUCCACUUCCUGUUAAUGCCAGUAUCAUGAAUGAUUGGUGCAGCCCUUUCAAAACUCUCAGUCGCCGUGUAUCAAAGUUCAGUAAAUGUAUGCCUCCAUUUUUAGCUCAAGUUAUUGUCGUCUUGGGAAGUGGAAUCAAAAAGCCAGUGAAAUAUAUUUGCAAAGCAAAUAAGCAAAAGGCUAUUGAAAAUUAUGCUUGUAUGACAACCAAAUAUUUGGAAAGAUUCAACAGAAGAGAAGCAUUUUUCCUUGAUUCACUCCAAAUAAUAUCUAAAAAUGUUACUGAUGAUCAAAUCUUGCCUCACUUCUGUUGUGCUGUUAAUACACUUCUUCAUGACAUCUACAACCUUGAAAAACCUCGGUGCAAGGAUCCUUCAAUCAACACUAAUAACUUCAUUGGAGAUAUGGUCAGUUUAGCUGUUUCGGAUGUUCUCGAUUUAAUGUGCGGAAGCUUCAGAAGUCAUAAGUCAUGCCAAGAUAAGGCUCCUCAAGCUCUGAAAUUUUUGGCAGCUAAAGGAGUUGAUUCAGUUGAUUUACGAAAAUAUAACUUCGUAUCAAGCAUACUCAAAGUUGUCGGUCGAUUGUCAUAAUUUAAACUUCAUUCACUAUCACUACUACAAUCAUUUUAAUUAUCACCAUCUUCACCAUCAUUACUAUCAUUUUUAUCAUUUUUUCAUACUUUUAUGAUAUAUUAAUAGGAAUCAAUCAACUACUUACCAUUUAUCAACUACCAGUACACUGAUCUUUCCAAUGUACCUCAUACCAAUCAUUCAUACUGUUUCAUAUUUCUUAUCAAAUCAUUUGAAAUCGAAAAGCUAAUUCAGUGAUAAUGGUUUUUAAUCAGACAAAUUUUCGAACUGCUAAAUAUAUUACACUAGUAGUCAGGGUUAAGUUAAGAAAAUUGGAGAUUUUUUUCAUAGUCGCCAUCUAACAAGAAAUAAAAGUACCUUUAAGAUCGAAUUUAA
Molecule: messenger RNA, 1407 nt
Organism: Tetranychus urticae (two-spotted spider mite)
Lineage: Eukaryota; Metazoa; Arthropoda; Arachnida; Trombidiformes; Tetranychidae
Source: RefSeq, a predicted model, not a curated record